Molecule: messenger RNA, 2037 nt
Organism: Culex quinquefasciatus (southern house mosquito)
Lineage: Eukaryota; Metazoa; Arthropoda; Insecta; Diptera; Culicidae
Product: apyrase
Exons: 3
Coding region: 237-1877 (546 amino acids)
Biological process (GO): AMP catabolic process
Cellular component (GO): plasma membrane
Molecular function (GO): nucleotide binding; 5'-nucleotidase activity; metal ion binding
Source: RefSeq, a predicted model, not a curated record
CGCAAAUAGUCAGCAGUCUGCUGAAAGAGGUAGCAAGGUAGGUGGUCGUCUUCGUUCUCGCCAUUCCCCGUCCAACGCAAACACAAUAAAUGAUAAAACAAGAUUGAGCUGAGUUUCCCCGUCUACUCAAUCGGUUGGUUGGCUCAGGGCCUCGAAGUUCAGUUGUAGGCUGUCUGCGGUGCGGUACGGGUCGUCAUCUCGUCAAAGUCGAAGAGCUAAGCGCUGUAGUUGCGAAGAUGCGGUUGUUCGUGUUGCUGGGUUUGGUGGCCCUGGUGCUGGUGGGAACGGCACGUGGUCAGGGCAAUUUGUACGAGCUAUCGAUAGUGCACAUUAACGACUUUCACGCGCGCUUCGAGGAGGUCAACGCGGCCAGUGUGUCCUGCAAUCGGGAAGGUGGCGACACUUGCGUGGGAGGAUACGCCAGGACGAUGACGGUGCUGAAGAAGCUGCUGGCGGAACGGAACAAUCCGUUGUACUUCAACGCCGGGGAUAACUUCCAGGGCACUUUGUGGUACAACAUCCACCGAUGGAACGCCACCGUUGAGUUUUUAAACAUGCUUCCAGCGGACGCUAUGACCAUUGGAAAUCAUGAGUUUGAUCAUGGAGUUGAGGGUGUGGUUCCAUUUUUGAACAACAUCAACUCCCCAGUGCUUCUUGCAAACGUAGACAACAGCGAGGAACCCGAGUUCAACAAGUUUCAAAAAUCCAUGAUGAUUGAACGCAACGGCAGAAAGAUUGGCAUCAUCGGGGUCAUCCUGAAAACCACCGACAACAUCGCCAAUACUGGCAAGCUAAAAUUCUCCGACGAAUCGGAAACCGUCAAAGCCGAAGCAGAGCUUCUGAAGCAACAGGGUGCCAACAUCAUCAUAGUCCUGUCGCACUGUGGCCUCGACGUGGAUGAGAUUAUCGCCGCCAACGCUGGACCAGACAUCGACAUCAUCGUUGGAGGUCACUCGCAUACCUUCCUGUACACCGGGGAUCACCCCGACAUCCCUGGAACAUCCCAAGGGGAAUACCCCAUGGUGGUCACGCAACAGGGUGGCCACAAGGUGUUGAUUGUGCAGGCCGCAGCGUACACCAAGUUUGUCGGAGAUAUUGUACUGUUCUUCGACGAGGCUGGCAUCAUCCAGCGCUGGAGCGGUAAUCCGUACUAUUUGGGAGCUGACGUAGUGCCGGAUCCGGAAGUGGUGCAGGCGCUGAUCCCGUGGAAGGUGGCCGUCGACGAGCAGGGAAAUCGCCGGGUUGGAUCGGCCGCCGUUGAUUUGCUCAAGUCCAGCUGCAACUACGCCGAGUGCAACCUGGGCAGCUUCAUUGCGGAUUCGAUGGCCGCGGCGUUCGUUCCGCUGGCCGAACCCGGCCACUGGACGUACGCGGCAAUUGCGGUGGUGGCCGUCGGGGGCAUCCGGGUUAGCAUGUUUCGGGGAGACCUCAACUUUAAGAGUUUAAUCGAAGUUAUUCCGUUUGAAAAUUCGUUGGUUUGUGUCGAGUUGCGCGGGGAUCACCUGCUUGGAGUGAUGGAGUACGCGGUGGAAAAGUCCUGGGACGAAGAUCGGUUCAACGGUGCCAACAUGCUUCAAGUGUCCGGACUGCGGGUCGAGUACAACGUGACCAAGCCCAUCGGAGAACGCGUUCUGGCCCUGGAAGUGCUCUGCGCCGACUGCAUGGUACCCCGCUACGAACAGCUGCAACCGUUGAAGUACUACCGAGUGGUUACGAAUUCUUUUAUCGCUGGAGGAGGUGAUGGAUUUUCGAUUUUCCCGCAACAUGGUCGCAACAAGCGGAUUGGACCGGUUGACAUUCAAGCAUUUGAAGAUUACGCCAAGAUUCGUUCGCCGAUUGUGCAGGGUAUCGACGGACGGAUUAAGGUGCACACUUAAAUUGGAUUAGUGGAGAGUGAGGAGAAUGUAAUCUGAUUGUACUUAGUAAUACGUUGUUGGAAUUGUUUAGGGGUUAAGGAGUUGAUAAGAUAAAUCCUAUGUUUUUACGUUAUUGAAGAGAAAAUAAAAAAGAACUUUAUUUUUGCUGAAAACAUAAAAA